Cuscuta europaea is the source of this 2475-nucleotide messenger RNA. Lineage: Eukaryota; Viridiplantae; Streptophyta; Magnoliopsida; Solanales; Convolvulaceae. The record is from the annotation of a GenBank genome assembly.
GCUAUACAAGUGCUCAGCAUUCGCAACGAAGAGGUUGGCGACAUCGAGUCCUCCGCGGCCCAUGUCUUCUCUCCUCUCCUUGACUCAGGGACUAUCAUAAUCCAAGGUGUUGUGCCAGAGGUAUCCUGGGAAGGAAACAGAUAUAAGACGAUCCCAUGCCAAAUUCAAAUCUUUGCUAAAAUAUCUGCAUUCAAAAAAGUCAAAUCCAUAAUUUUAAGUGCUGGGUUGGACUUAACUUCUGAUAAUGACUCAUCUUUGGCAUUAUCAGAGUCAGCCAUUGUGAAAGAACACGUGAUUGCAAGCACAGACGAGAUCUUGAAGCUGCUAAAUGAGAUGGCGUGCAAGAAGGAAGCUUUGGGGACAUUGGACCCUCCAAAUGCUAUUAUAAAGUCUGAACUUCUUCCACAUCAGAAGGAAGGAUUGUGGUGGCUAGUCCAGAAGGAGAAAGGCCAUGAUUUGCCUCCAUUCUGGAAGGAAAGAGACGGUCUUUAUGUCAAUGUAUUGACAAGAUACUGUACAGUUCACUGUCCUGAUCGUAUCCGUGGUGGGAUCUUCGCAGACGACAUGGGUCUGGGUAAAACUCUCACUAUUCUUUCAUUGAUUGCUUUAGAUAAAUUUAUCGAUAUGGAGGAAAUGGAAGAUGUACAAAUUUCUUCUAUUGGUGAAGGCUCUGAGAGUGGACGAGAUAGUGGCGAGACUAUGAAAGGAAUGAGUUCUAACAUGGUCUCUUCUUCGCAUAUGAAAACGACAUUGGUUGUGUGUCCGCCGGCUGUGUUUUCAGUGUGGAUAACACACUUAGAAGGACACACUAAAGUUGGUUCUUUGAAGGUUUACAUGUAUUAUGGCAGCAAGAGGACUAAAGAUGCCAACGUCCUUCAACAGUAUGAUUUGGUUUUGACAACUUAUAACACUUUGGCUAAACAAAACGAGUUGUUGGACUCACCAGUGAAAUUGAUAGAGUGGUGGAGAGUUGUUCUUGACGAGGCACACGUGAUUAAGAAUGCAGAUUCUAAGCAGAGCCAGGUCGUUAACAACUUAAAAGCCAAAUGCAGGUGGGUUGUGACUGGGACUCCAGUUCAGAAUAGCCCAUUUGAUUUGUAUUCUUUUAUGGCUUUUCUUAGGGUUGAGCCUUUCUCUGUCAAAAACUACUGGAAUAGUUUCAUACAACUCCCCCUUUCUCAUGGAGAUCAGAUGGGAUUUUUGCGACUUCAGGCUUUAAUGGAAACUAUGUCAUUGAGAAGAACAAAAGAUAAAACUCCGGUUGGAUUGCCAACAAAAACUAUACGGACAUAUCAUGUAAAACUCUCUAAAGAAGAAAGGGAAAUUUAUGAUCAGAUGGAAUGUAAAGCAAACCAAAUUAUUAAGAACUAUAUCUCUGAGGAAAGUUCAAUGAAGAAUUAUUGGACUGUAUUGAGCGCACUUGUGCGCCUUCGACAAAUAUGUGCAGAUGUUUCCCUGGUUCCCGCGCAGCUUCGAGAUUUACUCCCAGCAUCUCAAAUUGGAGAUGUACAGAGCAACCCGGAACUGUUGUCUAAGCUGCUGAUGGCACUACAGGAUGACGAUGGUCUUGACUGUCCAAUUUGCAUAUCACCCCCUAAAGAAACAGUCAUUACAUGUUGUGCUCACAUCUUUUGCAAGAUGUGCAUCCUCAAGACACUCCAGCAAAGCAAUCCGGGCUGCCCGAUGUGUCGCCACCCACUCGCUGAGUCCGACCUCUUUUUCGCACCAUCACAAGCUUCUGUACCAGGCCAUGAAGGAAACAGCCCAUCCUCAAAAGUCAGUGCCCUUCUCGAUCUUCUCCUAGCAGAACGGGAGCGGGACCCGACAGCAAAAUCAGUUGUUUUCUCACAGUUCCGCAGUAUGUUGCAUAUACUUGGGGAGCCGCUGAAAGCAAUGGGUUUCAAGAUACUGCGGUUAGACGGGUCGGUGAACGCAAAAAAACGGGUCCAAGUGAUAAGGGAGUUCAGUGUCCAGGCGCCCGAAGGGGCCACGGUCCUACUCGCAAGCCUCAAGUCUUCAGGAGCAGGAGUAAACCUCACAAUGGCAUCAAGUGUUUACUUGUUCGACCCGUGGUGGAACCCGGCAGUGGAAGAGCAGGCCAUGGACCGUGUGCAUAGGAUUGGGCAAACGAAGGAAGUGAAGAUUGUGAGGAUGAUUGCACUUGACACCAUUGAGGAGAGGAUAUUGUGCCUCCAAGAAAAGAAGAAACUUUUGGCUAGCGAAGUUUUCUGGAAGUAGCAAAGCUCCAGAGAUCAAAGGGAUUUAAGCACAGAUGACCUCAUUACCUUGAUGCAGUUGUGAUUCAAACUUUUGAACCCAAAGAAUUGAAGCAUGACAUUGGACCAGUCACAUGGUAAAUCCUCUUCUUAGCUUCUUCCUCACUGCCAACAACUUUGGCUAGGAUUUGAUUGUGGGUUUUCAAUGCCUAUAUUGUGUGUAAAAAUGUCCGAGUUUUUCGAUAAUAUGAAAUUCAGC